UCUGGUUGGAAGAAGAUAUGACAGAUAUGAAAACAGUAUCUUACAACCAUGCUAAGCCCGAACCCAUCAGCCUAUAACUUGCACGUCUUUCUUAAAGGUGAUUAUAUAUGAAUGUAGAUGUGCGUCUCAAACUUUUGGGCUGUCGUUGACUUGUCGUGGCUUCAAUUACUCCUGGUCAUGGGAGAAAUAGUUGGUUGGUAUUGAUGAGUGAGAGCUAUUAAUUUCAGAAAAAUCUUCGGAUAAUUAAGAGGAAAAAAGGGAGAGAAAACAAUUAUUUGCCAACGCAUUACCAUCUAUUAAUAUUUGGGUUCUUCCUCCUUUUGACCAAAGAUGGAUGUGUCAGUGGUAAUUGUGUUAAUUCUCUUGCGUUGGACAUGUUCGAUUAGUGAAGUCGAAAUGGUAAAAGCAGAGUCCGAUAGAGAGAGCCAGGUUUCCUUUAAAUGCUCCAACCUACGACCCUUCCUACUUUUCAAUGCCCGGCUCUUACGGUUCUUUGGUUGAGUUGGUUGUUAAACAAACAGAGGCCGUCCAAGCUAAGGCCGGUAGAUAUGAAAAUCCCGAGGAACAUCCAUUCUUCCCAGAUGAUUUACCACCGUCGCAGGUUCCACCUCACAAGUACUCUCGGGUUUUGAAUCCUGCAGCAGUGUCCGUUAACGUAAAUAAGAAGAUAUGGGAUUUAUAUUUCAACAAGCUGCUUCCAUUGUUUGUCUCUUCCGGUGAUGACGGAAACUAUGCCUCAACAGCUGCACGUGAUCUUGAGUGCUUACAGGUCCUAUCUAGAAGAAUACAUUACGGAAAACUUGUGGCUGAAGUCAAAUUCAGAGAUGAAUGGAAGCAUUAUGAACCUGCAAUUCGUGCUCGGGAUAAAAAAACUCUGAUGGAUUUAUUGACGGCUCCGGCUGUGGAAAAAGCAGUAAAGAAGAGGGUGGCGAAGAAGGCAAGGAUAUUUGGGCAGGAAGUGAAGGUGGGUGAUGAUAGUGAUGAGAAUAAAGGGAAGUACAAGCUGGAUCCAGCUGUUGUUUCCAGAUUCUAUGGAGACUGGGUCAUUCCCCUAACAAAGGAUGUUGAAGUCCAGUACCUCCUCCAUCGCCUUGACUGAAACCUUGGUUAUGUAUCAGUUCCAGUCAAGGGUUCACAAUUAUAAUUCAGAAUUAAAUGUAUUCUGUCAAAUUCUGCUUUGAUUAUUAUGUCUAGUUCUACUCCAAUGUAAUAUGUGCACGCAUCUUUUCACAACACCCUCAAGCCGUUUUGAAUCAGUUCUCCAUAAAAACAUACGGAACAAGAUCUGGUCUUGAAAAAUCACAAACAAAACAACUCUUUCUAAUCUCUGCGUUCCUACUAAAGUUCUAUGUAUAACUGAUAACACCAUAAAAAUAUGGGAUGUUAUUUCCAUAAAUGAAAAGAACUGAUCAACCAAAAAUUGUCUGCUACCAAAAUCUGAUAGCUUCCCCUACAAAGAGAUCUUCUUUAGAUGUAAGGUUCUCUUAGUGAAGUUGGCAGCACCAGUUCAGGCUCUAAUUCCCCAAGUGGCGUAAAGUAGUACUCAACCAUGUCUUUACUAACCUCUUCCAGGCUUGCGG
Gossypium arboreum is the source of this 1580-nucleotide messenger RNA. Its product is annotated as chorismate mutase 2-like. Lineage: Eukaryota; Viridiplantae; Streptophyta; Magnoliopsida; Malvales; Malvaceae. The record is from RefSeq and is a predicted model, not a curated record. The transcript has 5 exons. Gene Ontology annotation, molecular function: chorismate mutase activity. Gene Ontology annotation, cellular component: cytoplasm. The coding region runs from base 473 to 1099 and encodes 208 amino acids. Gene Ontology annotation, biological process: aromatic amino acid biosynthetic process; chorismate metabolic process.